Vitis vinifera (wine grape) is the source of this 1592-nucleotide messenger RNA. RefSeq lists its product as uncharacterized. The coding region runs from base 69 to 1217 and encodes 382 amino acids. The transcript has 6 exons. Gene Ontology annotation, cellular component: Golgi apparatus. The record is from RefSeq and is a predicted model, not a curated record. Lineage: Eukaryota; Viridiplantae; Streptophyta; Magnoliopsida; Vitales; Vitaceae.
UAACUCCGAAAUUCUUAGACCCCCAAAUUCUUGGCCACUUGCAAAUUAGAGACAGAGAAGGGGAGUCAAUGUCAUCUUCGCCAAUAUUCUCAAGGUCUUCAGCCACUUACAGAAGGCCCCACCAAGCUUCCACCUCGGUCAGCCCUCCCGGACCUCCCACACCGCCAGUCGAUGCGUCUCCCAACCCCAGACCCAUUGCCCAGCUCCUGGCUUUUGUGGUCGUCGUUUUCUUGGGCUUGCUGCAGUUCCUGCCUGCAACCCAUUUUCGCCAUCCCUCCGAUCCUCUCCGAAAAUGGGUCCCUUUUGACUCCGGUUCUCCCGUUUCUUCUUCUUUUAGCAGGUCUGUCGCUUCUGAGGAUGGUAAAAUACACAUUGUCUCUUGGAUGGAUUGUUUAGACCUUAGAGUGCUGGUGGUUCUUGCCAAUUCAACUCUAUCGAACUCCAGAUAUCCAGAUAAAGUUCAUUUCCAUUUCUUUAUACCUGAAGGGCAUGAUGACAAAGUAUCCUAUUUUAAACUGAAGGUGUUAUUUCCGCAUUCAGACCUUGAAAUUUUUGGGCAAGAGGAAGUUAAAGAGAAAGUUAGGACUGCUAAUUCUGGUAUAGUGUAUGCUGGCCGCUCUUUUGAGGAAAUAGUACCUUUUGUUAUACCGACCAUCCACAGGUCAUGGGGCAAGUUCAUAUAUAUCUCACCAAAUGUUAUUGUAAAGGGAAGGGUUGAAGAACUUCUUGAGGCUAACUUGACCAGUUAUGCUGUUGCAGUUAUUGAGGACUGUUCUAAAAGAUUGGAUAAUUAUGUUAAUUCAGAGGUCUUAGCUGCUAUUCAGAGGACAGCUUCAAAAUCUUGGAUAUCUGGGACACCUUAUGCAAUGAAGGCUUGUAUGCCCGACUCUAGUAUACUUUUAAUCGAUCCUAGGAAAUUGGAUAAAGAUCUUGUGGAAGCCAUCCUAUGGUGGAGCAAAGUUCUGAACUGGAGUGAAAGGAGCAGUCCUAAAAACCCAGCGAUUGCAUUAGCUCUCCAUGGCAGAUAUUCCAAGCUUUCUAGUUCUUGGUUACUUGGGCAUUCAAGGAGAGGAACUGGCAAGGAGAUAAUGAUCAUACCGUAUGAUGGACCAACAAACAUGUGCUCUGGAUUUGGCAAUGGACCCUCACAAUCAGUUCCAGGCAAUAUCUGGAAACAGUACCUUCCCCCCAUGGCAGAUAGAAUUUUGGGCAGCUAGAAUCUUCAUUGGCAUCCACACACCAGAAUUUGCUUGGACAUGAUGCAUCAUGGGCAUACUGUGCGGAUAAUCCAACUGAAAGAUGUUAAAGUCAAGGUCCAUUAGUAAAAAAUGGUUCUUGUUAUUCUUUAUUUGUGGGCUUUCUAGCCCGCAAUAACCUGUAUAAGAGGCUUGAGGCAGGACUGGAGAAGCAUGAGCUCUUAAGCACACUUUAGCUGAAUGUGAGAAAUAUGUUAAUAGAAAUGAUAUACUUGCUAGCACUCUCAAACUAGGCACAUGUAUUUUGUCAUUGGUUAAAGGGCUGUCAAGCACAGCCCAACUAGACUCGUGUAAGAUGUUUGGUCUUUUUUUGCAUGGAUCUUUGGUGCUGUCACA